Molecule: messenger RNA, 468 nt
Organism: Morchella importuna
Lineage: Eukaryota; Fungi; Ascomycota; Pezizomycetes; Pezizales; Morchellaceae
Exons: 1
Coding region: 1-468 (155 amino acids)
Source: RefSeq, a predicted model, not a curated record
AUGCCCUUAUGGGGAUCUUUCCCCAAACGGGGCCGUGGAUCUAACUCGGGGCCCCUCCCAAAGGUAGAAAAGACAGUCCAAAGUACAAAAACGACAGCUCCAAGCACUGCGAAGACAGUUCAAAAACAAGGAGCAGUCCUCAGAGUCGCAGGCACCCCCCCCCCCCCCCCAGCCGAAACAACCGAAGAUUGGGAUAAUAUCCUUCGCAUUUUGAAGAGUUCGUUCUCAGAGGCGCUUUCAGGGGAAACGUUCGACAUCAAGGCAACACUUAGUCAAUCCUGUUAUGAUAAUACUCGCACUGCUCUGGUCAGUUCUACGCCACCAGCGCCCCCUGAGCUGAACGGACUGGCCAACGGUGGCACUCUUGAAAUCCCUUACAACGGUACCCGCAAGGCUUUAAUCAUAGAUAAGGAUUUUUACGGUCUUACUCAGCUCUAUCAGACCAAUGGCAAAGUACAAGCAGAGUAG